GUUGAGCAUUCCACCUGCCAACAGCAACCGGGCACAUCCCCCCACCUGGUGGAUACCGGCAGGAAAAGUGGCCGCACGCCUUGCAAUCCCAGCAUUUCUGUGUUGGUUGUGGCCGUGAACGGGGCUCAAGUCCAAGGGCACGCGAGAAAGAGAGAAAGAGAAGGACGGAGAGAAAGAGAGAAAGAGAGACAGAGAGAGAGAGAGAGAGAGGGCGGCCUCCCGGAGUGCUGCCGUUGCUGUUGUUGCUGCUGUUGCCACUGCUAUUGCUUCUUCUACUUCCUCGACGUCUUCUCCUUCUUCGCCUUCUUCUGCGUGCGGGACCCGUCUACGGUUUCCUCUUCUACGACUACUACCACUAUUUCUUCUCGGCUCUUGCCGUCAACCCUCCCUGCGAGCUCACCCUCUUGUAUCUUGGUGGAGAUUCUACAGGAGCCACUAGCCGAGAAGAUUUAAAAGAGAAUCGUCGUCGUAGGAAGUGGAACAUAGAAGAAAGAAAAGGAGGAGCAUAGAAGAAAGAAAAAGAGGAGCGGAAGAAAGAUCCAAGCAAGCGACUUCCAUUCACGCAUCGUUCACAAUUACAUAAUCGACAAUAAAAGUAGAGCUCGAAGAAGAAGAAGAUAGAUCAUAUCUCAAUCAAAAUGACGAAUCGAAGACAGUGCUUUCAUCGACAAGUGCUCGGUUUGCUGCUCCUUCUACAAGCGAGCAUUCGGUCCGGGCACGUGGUACACGUGGCCGAGGCAGUAGAAACCGCUCACGCGGCCGAUCCACCGCCCUCGGCAUCGGUACCCACUAGCGUCUCAGGGCCGGAUUAUACCGGACCGUCAGCCGGUGCGGACGAAUGCGAUCCAGAGAUGGUCGGCUUCGAGUUGAUCACCGGCUAUGUAUACACCGCGCCCACGAACAUGCUCGAGUCCAUACCGGGCACGUUGAUGCUCACCGACUGUCUCGAAACCUGUCAAGCGAACGAUUCUUGCCAGGCGGUCAACUACGAGACCGGUCUUUGCGUUCUAUUCAGCUCUAACGCCGACAGCAAUCCAGGUGCUCUAUCGCAAUCGCAAUUCCCAGUGUUCACGAUCUACGCUCAGAAGAGUUGUCUCGCUGUGAAGCCGUGCGAACGCGCUUGGUGCAUCGACAGAGUACAGGGCCAUCGUCUUCAGGGUCACGCGCGCAGAACUAUGAGCGCGUCCUCGCGACAACAUUGUCUGGAACUUUGCCUAGGCGAAAGGGACUUCCUAUGUCGAUCGGCCAACUAUGCAAAUGCGACGAAAACUUGCGAACUUUCGGAUAUGGACCGAUUAACGGUGGCUGGUUCAAGUGCAUUUCAAACGGCUAAGGACUUUGAUUAUCUCGAAAAUCAUUGCGUCGAGGAGCCAGUAAAACUCUGCGAAUUCAAGAAGCUUAGCGGUCGUAUUCUCAAGACCGUCGAUUCGGUUUAUCAGGACGUUGGUACAUCCGAGGAAUGUCGCGAAUUGUGCUUGAAUUCGCCCUUCCGUUGUCAUUCUUACGAUUACGGUGACACCGGUGAUAUGGUUUGCCGUCUUAGCCAUCAUUCCAGAGCCACCCUUUCGGACAUUCAGGAACCUUAUUUGGACGUGGCGGAAGCAUCGACGUACGAGCUGAGUUCGUGCUAUAAUGUUACAAUCGAUUGCCGAGCUGGAGAUAUGGUAACCAGAAUCCAAACUAGCAAGCUCUUUUACGGAAAGGUAUACGCAAAGGGAUCGCCGAACUCGUGCGUGCAAGACGUGAAGGGAGCUCUCGAAUUCGAACUUCGAAUGGCUUACGACGAUCUCGAGUGCAACAUUAGACAGCAGGGUCUUGGCCGAUAUCUGAACGACGUGGUGAUUCAGCAUCACGACACGAUCGUGACGAGUUCCGACCUUGGCCUCGCAGUGACCUGCCAAUACGAUUUGACCAAUAAGACGGUCUCGAACGAAGUCGAUCUCGGCGUGCACGGUGACAUCACGCCAGCCUUGUCGGAAGAAGUGAUUGUCGAUUCUCCGAACGUUGCGAUGAAGAUCACCGAUCGCAGUGGGAACGAGGCGAUCCCUUCUGCCGAAGUCGGCGACCCAUUGGCUCUCAAAUUCGAGAUUCUCGAUCCCAACAGUCCCUACGAGAUUUUCGUUCGAGAACUCGUCGCUAUGGACGGCGUCGACUCCAGCGAAAUCGUCUUGAUCGAUUCCGACGGCUGUCCCACCGACCACGUGAUCAUGGGACCCCUUUACAAAUCCGCAACCUCCGGCAAGAUACUACUAUCGCACUUCGACGCGUUCAAGUUUCCCAGCUCGGAAGUGGUACAGUUCCGGGCAUUGGUGACACCCUGUAUGCCAAGUUGCGAACCGGUACAGUGCGAUCAGGAAGAGGCUACGGGCGAGCUCAGAUCCGUAAUCUCGUUCGGUCGACGUCGUCGUCGUCGUUCAACCUCGUCGUCGCAGAGCCGAGAGGAUCUGCUGUUGGUGCAAUCGAUCCAAAUUACGGACAAGUUUGGAUUCGAACGAGAGGGGAAACCGUCGAACGGCACGUCGGCUACACGGGACACCGUCUUCGUCGAAAGUACCGAAGACAUUAAUGGCUCAUCGAUGGGAGUUUGCAUAAAUCUUGGCGAGGCAAUCGUGGCUGGUACGGUCUUCCUCGUCGCACAAAUUGCCAUAAUCGCAGUAUGGACCUUUACCUGGCAACGACGUCGACAAAUGUUAAAACAUCAGGAAGCUCUCUCGGUAUCGGUAUCGGUACCAGGCAUGCACUCGCCUGGUUCAGCUCGUACCGACAGUCUCUGUAAGUUGUACGACGCCGGUUACGCCGGACGUCGUUUCUGAAGUCGAGAGACUUACACCGUCAUCUUUAAAUCCUCUUCGAUCUUCGCCCUUUCUCGCCUAUUACCGCGCCUCGAUCAUCCGUAGUAAACUAUAAUAUCCGAUACUACCGAACGGCGAGUAGUUAACGACGACGCACGAAGCGCGAGUCCCGACUUUUGUCACGACGAACGGACGAUUUUUAAUGCUUUUUUUUUUUUAUCUCUCACUCUCUAUAUUCUUUGA
Messenger RNA from Vespula pensylvanica (western yellowjacket), 3035 nucleotides. RefSeq lists its product as uncharacterized. Lineage: Eukaryota; Metazoa; Arthropoda; Insecta; Hymenoptera; Vespidae. Bases 639 to 2813 code for a protein of 724 amino acids. The record is from RefSeq and is a predicted model, not a curated record. The transcript has 7 exons.